This is a messenger RNA of Phragmites australis (common reed), 1700 nucleotides long. RefSeq lists its product as uncharacterized. NCBI's taxonomy places the organism in Eukaryota, Viridiplantae, Streptophyta, Magnoliopsida, Poales, Poaceae. The record is from RefSeq and is a predicted model, not a curated record. The coding region runs from base 107 to 1366 and encodes 419 amino acids. The transcript has a single exon.
UCCCCUCACGUUUAUCGCCUCGCGCCCCCAGCCAAGUACAGUACUCAAGUGUACCGCACCGCUAGCGCUGUCUGCUUCCGUCCUUGGAUGCGCCUCGCCGCCGGCCAUGGCCUCCGCCGUCGCUAGCAACUUGCCCGCGGGCGGCACCGCCGCCGGAGCUAUGUCGUUCGGCUGGCUCGGCCCGCGCCUCUCGUUCGGCGGCCGCGACGCUGUCGCCACGGUGGAGGUGGAGGAGCCCGCGCCGUCGUCGGCGGAGCCGGCGAUCUCGAAGGACUUCGUCGACUUCGAAUUCAGCCUUGGAGGGUCGGCGACCAUGCUCCCCGCCGACGAGCUUUUCGCCGAUGGGAAGCUGCUCCCGCUCCGGCCCCAUGCCGCGGCGAAGGCGACGGAGGCGGAGCGCGAGCGGCGGGACACCGCGCUGGUGCCUGAGAUCCCGCCUAUGCCGGAGCGGGUGAAGGCACUGCACCCUGCGGCGGCCGAGGAGGCUCUCGACCCGUACGUGUUCUCCCCCAAGGCGCCGACGUGCUCGAGCACCUGGCGGGAGCUGCUCCGGCUCAGGAAGGUCCAGACGCCGCAGAAACCGUCCCGGUCGCUGUCUGCGUCUCCAUCUCCGUCGCCGGCGGCUACGGCCGCGACUCCGUCGAGAGCGUCCAACUCUUCGGCGGCCAGGUCGCUGAAGCUCCUCCUCCUCCAACGGAACGGCGGCCGCGCAUCCAACGCCGCUGCGUCGGACCUCUCCGUGGCGCCGCUCCUCCGCGACAGCUCCGACUCGGAGGCGUCCCUCUCCCUCGCCUCCUCCCGCUUCUCCCUGUCGUCGUCGUCCUCGUCCUCCGGCCACGAGCACGACGACUUCCCGCGACACUCCCUCGACUCCGUCGACCCCACCCCACGGCCCCGCAUCCGCCUCGUCCGUUCACAACCCCAGGCGCCCCAGCCGCACCCGCCCGUCGCCGCCUCCGCUCCCGCGCGAGCCGGCCACAGCCCCGCCCACCGCCGCCCCCCCUCGACGCCACCACCGCCGCCGAGCGUGGUCUCCGCGGACUCCCCGCGCAUGAACGCCUCUGGCAAGAUCGUUUUCCAGGGCCUGGAGCGCAGCUCCAGUUCUCCAGCCGGCAGCGUUCACUCGUCCAUGAGGUCGCGCUCCCGCGUCAUGGACCGGUCCUACUCCGCCGGUGUCCGCGCCACGCCGGUCGUGCUCAACGUCCCAGUCUGCUCGCGGCCUGUGUUCGGAUUCUUCAAGGACAAGAAGGAAGCCGCGGCGAAGGAGGCAGCUGCGGCGCGCCCGCGGUCGGCGCUCGGCCGGAGAACUACCCCGGCAGCCGGUGGAGUUAGCUGCAGAGAUCUUGCCAAUGGUAAUGGUAACUGACAUCGUUUUGACUAAGCUAGUAAUAUUAGUGGUAAAAUUAACUAGUAUUUCAGUCUCGAAAAGAAAACAGAACAAAAAAGAAUUUGCGAAGUGAAGAGUGAUUAGUUUGGGAUCUUUAGAAGAGAAACAAUUGGGAGGAUAGUUUGGUGAGCUGAUUUUGCCUCGAGAGGCUAUAGUUAUCUGAGCAAUUGAUCAACACCCGUCCAUCUUGCUCGUGUAAAUUUUGUCCCAUGUUUUUGCUACCCUUCCAAAUUUGAUCGUCAAUGUUUCUUAGCUAGCACGUUUGAUCUCCUGUUCCCAACUCCGAAGUGAAAAAUGGAAAAACUUUUGUGCA